AUGCCCCGCCCUGCCGUACCUACUUCCUCCAUCGAUCCUGACGUCUCGCAGUCACUGCUCGUCUCUCUGAUUGUUGCGGGUGUUUUCGUCGUUUACAACCUUCUUUAUGAACUGGCUGGACUCCCGCCGCUCUGGGAGCUGAUCUUCGUGAUGAUCCCGGGGUUAUUGCUAGGUCCUAGAGCUCGUGAGACGCUGGAAAACGCCUUUGGCAUCUCGACGGAUGGCGGUUUGGGCAUUGUGGCUCGAGUUCGGAAUCGUGCUGCCAGCCUCGUGGGCGGACAGUUGGUCCCUGCGGGAUACUCCCCGGAUGGGGAAGGUUUGAUCGGGGGGCUGUGGAAUUCUGGGAACACCUGUUACCAGAACUCAGUUUUACAGGUAAUGGCCUCGGGUGUUUUCUUGGGUGCCGUGCUUUGGGUCUUGUGUGUUGACUUAGCAAACAAUGUACCAGGCUAUGGCUUCGCUCUCGCAUCUCAAACCGUAUCUCGCGUCGCUCUCGCUCUCGGAACUGGAGGAUGGAAUGACGCCAUCUGGGGCUCUCAUCUCACUGAUCGCCGACCUCAAUACGCUCACCUCUGGUCCCCGGGCGUCUACACCUUCGCCGAUUAUCGUACGGGGAACCGAUAAUUCCGGAUGGGUUUACAACGAGCAGCAGGAUGCGCAGGAAUUUUUUCAGAAACUCACGGGAUCUUUGGAGAAGGAAGUCUCGAGGUUUUUGAAGCGGCGCAAGGAAAGCAUCGCGAGAGGCUUGGAAAGUGUACGGGAGUUGGAGGAAGUUGAUGGGAAGAAAGCGCUGGUUUCGGGCGCCGACUCGGAUGCAGCGAUUGCGAAGGAUUUGCGAAGUCCUUUCGAGGGAUUGUUUGCACAGAGAGUAGGCUGUCUGCAAUGUGGAUAUGUGGAGGCUAUAAGUUUGCAGCCAUUUACUAGUUUGUCGCUAUCUCUCCCGUCUCAAGUAAGUGUUCCUGUCGUCCUCGUGCUUGAGCCUCACUAAGAUGUUGCGCAAGCGGAGCUGUUCUCUGGAAGAGUGUCUGUCGGGUUUCACAGCAAUAGAGGAAAUCCACAAAGUGGAUUGCGAUAAAUGCACGAUUUUAUCCCUCUGUAACAGACUCGGUCACUUCCUUGAGCCGCUUGCCGAACCCAAAACACCAUCUCCGACCCUCCAGGAAUCAACCAGGCUCGAAAUGCAACAGCGUCUCACCGCUCUCCUGCAAGCAAUAGAGGAAGACAACUUUUCCCCAAAUGUGCCUGGAGUAAAGAUCUCUCCAAAGCAGAAGAUCUCAUCGACAAAAACAAAACAAACCAUGAUUGCUCGCCCCCCACCGAUACUGGUGCUGCACUUGAAUAGGAGUCAAUAUGACAUAAUGACAGGUCUGACUGGCAAGAACCACGCUGUAGUAUCAUUCCCCGCGCGCCUCGACCUAGGCAAAUCCGGAGCGGUCACAAGACAUGAUACCGCAGACGGAAGCUGUGGCCUAACUGUAGAUCCGGCAUCGCCCAUGUCCGGGUGUGUGCCUAGGCGGGUGGAAGAGCCCAUGGCAAGCCCUCAGGAUUCUGGGGACGCGAACAAGAAGAUGCAGCAGGAAGACUUCGUCCGGGGGAACGAUCCCGAGGGGGUUCUCUACGAACUGAAGAGCGUAGUGGUGCAUCACGGUGGCCACCAUAACGGGCACUACACCUGCUACCGAAAACUCCACAAUACAUGGUUCAAAACUAGUGAUCACGAGGUCUAGUGCGUAGCCCUAACCCUACGUAAUAUUUCCACUCUGGAUGAGGUACUCACAUCCGCGUGAUACAGUGUCGUCGAGGAGAGCACCGUCCUCAACAUCGGAAAAGUAUUCAUGCUAUUUUACGAGCGCUUGAGUGAUUCCCAUGGGAACGGGAACGCAAAGCUCGGAUAUAACUUUUUAGUAAACGGUGGACUUGGUGCUGUGUUUGUUGCCGGCAGCUGCCGUAGUAGUGAACCAGACUACGGCAUCGACGACGACGACGAGCAGCACCCAAAUUCCAACGGCACUGUUAUACCUCCCGGGCAGGAUUUCGUCCCCGGGAGCACUUCCUCCUCAUCUACACACAACCCCGAAAUCACACACCCCACCAGUCCAAAUCCACCCCCGGACCCGCCCGGGGAAGCUAGCGAAGAUGCGCGCACGCUUGUGGAAGAAUACCUAGCUGCGCUGGAAACAUAUACUUUACUUUGCGGCACUCCGACAUCGACUCUUUUUGCCGGUCAAGCAGCACCACCACAGGUGGAAACGGAUGGGCCAAUCCCUGAAAUCUCUACGACGACAAAAACUAGUGCGGAGCUUAACCCAAGCUCGAGUUCCCGUGCCCAUACUUUCUCACCGCCGGUGGCCGCGGAACCAACGACAAAUAGCGUCCGCAGACGGAAGGGUGAAGGCGAGAUAGCGUCCGCCAAUGGGUCUGCCACCUCUGCCUUGCCCAUGUUAUUGAGAAAAGCGCAGGAGGAGCUCAUCCCUGGUACAACCCCAUUCUUUCCCAUCCCUUGAAUCUGUUCUUCUAGCUAACAAGAAAAAGCAACAACAGCCCCAACCAUAUCCUCCGCUUUGCAAACCCUACAAUCCCUCGAGACACGUAUAGUUUCAGAUUCAGAAGCUUCAUCGCUACUACAGGGAAGGUAUAAACAGCGGGCUCAGGGGAUUGUAACCUAAUAUUUCCUUUCACUUUUCUUUUCCCUUCAUAAUAGCUUCUUUUCUGAUAAUUAGUUUUUAGUCUUUUUCUUUUUCUUUGUUCCUUUUUAUCUGACUCGGUUCUUGUUUGUUACUUGGGUUUGUGCGGGCGCAUUGGGGUGGCGGUUUAGAGUCUUUUAUCUUCUUCCAUCUCUUUAAUAUUCUUUUUACUGUAAUGUGGGUAGAGAUUUUAUGCCUUGUACUUUAUUCCCAUAGGGCAGUAGGAUAGGGUAGAGCGCGGGUGUAUAUAUGCUAGGCGGGUAGUUGUGGAUUACCACAGGGGGGGAACGAAGGGAUGAAGGGAGAUAGAGGUUUAAUAAUGGACUAACGUGUAGGAGGGGGAAGGGGGGGAAUGGGUUUAGUCUUGUGAACCAAAUGAUAUGAUGAGCUGCUUAACCUGGCACAGGGAGCUUGAACCGGA
Messenger RNA from Tuber aestivum (summer truffle), 3105 nucleotides. The record is from the annotation of a GenBank genome assembly. NCBI's taxonomy places the organism in Eukaryota, Fungi, Ascomycota, Pezizomycetes, Pezizales, Tuberaceae.